AUGUUUUCUUCUCCAGAGGUCAUACAGAGUGGCCAAGGCUUUGUGCACAACUCGCUGUUCUUCGAGAAUGUACACAAGAGUGUCCUGCGUGCACCGUUCGUCAUGCCACUGCGCAUCAAACUGCCCUACCACACAACCUUCAAGAAUCUCUUGGCCUACGCACAGGCAUAUGCGGCUUAUGAGACGUACGGUGGAGUAUGGAAUCUCGGCCGAUUCCUGAUGUAUAACGUGCUGGGAUAG
Messenger RNA from Sphaeroforma arctica JP610, 240 nucleotides. RefSeq lists its product as hypothetical. Lineage: Eukaryota; Ichthyosporea; Ichthyophonida. The coding region runs from base 1 to 240 and encodes 79 amino acids. The record is from RefSeq and is a predicted model, not a curated record. The transcript has 2 exons.